Pelobates cultripes (western spadefoot toad) is the source of this 16056-nucleotide messenger RNA. Lineage: Eukaryota; Metazoa; Chordata; Amphibia; Anura; Pelobatidae. The record is from the annotation of a GenBank genome assembly.
CGACCCCCCCCCAAUGCCGCCUCCCCGGUGACGCAGGGACGUUGCGUUGCGCGCGCGGGCGGGCUCCAGCGGUUGCUCUGGCAGCGACGGGCGCCAUGUUCGGACUGACGGGAAGCGCUUAGGAAACCAGGUUCCGGCCGGCCGGGGCGGCUCACACCGUGCGUGCUGUCCGAGGAGAGAUCAGGAGGGGGCGGCCGUGCGCCUCCAGUCCCUCGGGCCGCUGCCGCCCUUGACGGACACAAUGCCGCUGUGAGUAUGGCGGCCCUGCGGGCCAGUGCGGGGCCUAAACGGUGAACGGUGUGUGUGUGUGUAACGGGACAGCCGGUCAGCGCACGGCAACCAUGGGGGUGGGGGAGGCACUGACCCAGCGAUCAGCCCCGGGAAUCACUUCUUUCUCUGGGCCCCACAGGCUCGGUGUGUUAUGGUGCAACUCGGGAUCACGUGAUCAGGUAUUGUCACUGGCUUCCUGAUAGCCCUCCUGGUGGAUAGGGAGGGCAGGGCUUGUGUAUUGUUCAAACAGGAGUGGGGUACCUGGGCCCAUAACACAUCAUCUGUAUUGUGUUAUGGGCCCAGGUACCCCAUUCCUAUUAAUACCAAUACAGAUGAUGUGUUAUGGGCCCAGGUACCCCAUUCCUAUUAAUACCAUCAUCUGUAUUGGUAUUAAUAGGAAUGGGGUACCUGGGCCCCUAACACGUCAUCUGCAUUGGAAUUAAUAGGAAUGGGGUACCAGGGCCCCUAACACAUCAUCUCUAUUGGUAUAAACAGGAAUUAAGUUCCAUGGGCCCCUAACACAUCAUCUGUAUUGGUAUAAACAGGAAUGAGGUUCCAGGGGCCCCUAACACAUCAUCUGUAUUGGUAUAAACAGGAAUGAAGUUCCAGGGGCCCCUAACACAUCAUCUGUUUUGGUAUAAACAGGAAUGAGGUUCCAGGGGCCCCUAACACAUUAUCUGUAUUGGUAUAAACAGGAAUGAAGUUCCAGGGGCCCCUAACACAUCAUCUGUAUGGUAUUAUAAUUUGCCCACGAGGGCCCUUACCACAUCAUCUUUAUUGGUAUAAAUAGAAAAGGGCUAGCAGGGGCCCGUAACACAUCUGUAUUGGCAUAAACAGGAAUGGGAUACUAGGGGCUGUAACACAUCAUCUGUAUUGGCAUAAACAGGAAUGGGAUACUAGGGGCUGUAACACAUCAUCUAUAUUGGUAUAAACAGGAAUGAAGUGCCAGUGACCCCUAACACAUCAUCUGUAUUUGUAUAAUGAGAAAUGGGCUACCAGGGCCCAGUAACUCAUCUUAUGUGCUGGUAUUAACACGAAUUGGCUACCAGGGUACCCUAACACAUCAUCUGUACUGUGCAAACAGGAUUAGGGUACCACGGGACCCUAACACAUUUUCUGUAUUGGUAUUAACAGGAAUGAUGUACCAGGGGCCCCUAAAAGAUCACAAGAGUUAGUGUUAAUAAGUGAGGGGUAUCAGGGGCCCCAGCACAUCAUCUUUGUGGGUAUUAACAGGUGAAGGGUACAUGCAACAGCUAACACAUCCUCUGUAUUGCAAUAGGAGGACUUCAUUUUUUUUUUUAAAUGAACUUUAUUGCAAUAGAUAGAAACCCCCACACACCAUUUUUAGUUUUUCAAGCUAUAUUCAGUUAUAUGGGGUUACCCACUUGCAUUUGUAUAUGUGCAGACAGGACUUAAAUACAAUAAACCUACCUCUAUUUUUUUUUUUUUUUUUAAAACAUUACAUCAUGUGGGCUAACCUCAUGUCUUCACUAUUUGCAUUAUUAGCUCCUCCUGUCUUAAUUGAGUUUACAGUCAGGAACAAUAGCUUCUUCAACUCCUCCCUUUUCCCCCUCCUACUUUGUCUCUAUUGGAAGGCAUUGUUUUGGAUUUUCGAAUCACAGGUAAGAUUAUCUGGUGCCUCCCAUUGGAUAUGCAUAUUGUAAAAUGGGUGGAGCCACUGUCACCUAUACUGUAGCUCCUCCUAUUUUACCUGUAUUUAAAUGCACAUAGGAGAGCACUUUAACAUUAUUCAGAGGUUCCAGUUGGCACACAUCUGAAAAUUUCUCUCUUUCAAGAGUUUUGGAUUGUAUAACUUUUUCUCAGGAUGUACCGCAAGAGCAAUAAGUUUAAUUCUAGAGCUUCAAGAAGAUGGAGUUCAGACACAAGCCGCCAGUCUCAGGACAAUGGUGGUGGAAAGUAAGUGGAAUGACUGGAUGUCAACUUUUCUUUUAUGCUUACUUUUUUUUUUUUAAAUGCAUAUUUCAGAGCUGCUUUAAAAUAGCUUGCCCUUCAGUAUGCACUUUUUUGUUACAGGGUUGGUAAAGUCAUGAUGUGUUGUAAUAUUGCUGGUAAUAGCAAGGUACACGUGUAGAUAGUAAUUAUAUCAUAAAGUGCUAUGAUAUGGCUUUCUUUUUGUAUCAGAUGUGUUUUCUACACUUAUAUUACCCAAGAUUUUCAUUUAGUACAUGCACCCUUUUGCAUGGAACUUGAUAAAAACCUAAAAUAUCUCAAUCUGAUGAUUGUGCUGAAUACUACUUUUUAUAUUGAUAAACUUGACCUGUUUAUGAGAUUUAGCACCACUUAUGGCUUAAAUAUUUAUCAUAGAGAAAAAAGAAAAUGUACUUUAAAUGCAGCCUUUUAGCAUUUUACAGCAAGAUAUUUCAUAUCUCAAAUAUGUCUAAAUUUAAUGCUGAACAUGUUCCAAAGUGGAUCUAUGUUGUAGGCUAUACUAAAAAGUAUCUCUUAGGGCUUAGGCAUUUUAUUGUGAUUCUUUUGGGAUCAGCAAUACAUUUGUGUAUCAUGUUUCUAAAUAUGUACUUUUACUUUGUGGUAGAAAAUAUGUGAAUCUACAUAUUCACAUUAGCCAUUUAUGUGGAAUACAUUAUUUGUGCUUUAAAUUACUGAGUUUUUGCACAAUGAUGUCCACACCUUUUUAUAUGUAUUUUUUAAUAUAUUUAAGGUCAAAGUAGCAAACAUGAAGCAUAGUUGAUUUAGAGAUUGUUUCCAGUUCAGUUAUUUUGACCAGUCAAUAACCCUGUAAAUCUAUUAAUAUGUGCUAAAAUUUCCCAAAUGUUUCCUACAUUCACAUGUUUCCUGUGGAUAUAAAUUACAUUUUUCAAAUUAAGAAAAUUGGCAGUUGAUCACUUUAAAAGUUAUUUUUGUGUAUGUGCUGAUAACUAUUCAUAUGCUAAAAUCUGCAAAAUAAUCUAAUUCGUUAUGGACUCUUAAAUGCAUAUCAAAGACAUGCUUUAACAUACAAUGUAUCCCUAUAGAGAGUGCUUAGUAAAUUAAAAUUUCAAUUGUUUACACUUUACAGCAUUGAAUUCAGUUUGUUCUCAUUCAAAUUUCUAACUUAAUGGAUUUAAAAUGCAGCACCAAAAUGCAAUCUAUUGUAAUGUUAUCUAAAAACCAUUUUACAGUUUAUAGGAUGCAUCCACAUUGGUGGAAUAUGCAUCUAUAUUUUUAAUACCUGCUGUUGUUUUCAGCUUCACUAAAAUAUGCUUCAAUCAGAAAAAGUACAUUUUGCCUUUUAAACAUUUUAGGGGUGUAUGAAGGGUAAAUAGACUUAUUAUAACACUGCAUUUGAUUGUGAACCAGAAGUCCUUUGCUAUAAAUAAGCUCAUAAUCUUGGGAAGUGUAGUUUAUAAACAUAUGCAGUGCUAAGGUUAGCAAAAACUCCACUGUUGAUGUACUUAAAAACUGUACAGCCAAGUCAGUGGUGUAUUCUAUUACAUUUUAUUUGUGGUACCAUUAUUAUAACAUUAAACACAAAAUGCCUAUAUGUAUGAUAGUUUGAUAUAUCUAAUGGGCAUCAACAACUACUUGCACAGGAAUUUCCCGUUUCCAUGAUUGUACAUGCUUGCUUUUGUGUAGUUUUGUAUAAACAUUUUUUCUUCUUCUCCUUUCUCUUUAGUCCAAUUGUAACUCAAGGAUCCCAGCCACCUCAGAAGAAUUUUGGCAUUACCUCACCAAUUAGUUUAGCGUCACCCAAGGAAACGGACUGUACGCUCACACAGAAACUCAUUGAAACAUUGAAGCCUUUUGGUGUCUUUGAAGAGGAGGAAGAGUUGCAGCGUAGGUUAGUAUGGUUUCAGUACUUGGGGAUACAUAGGCUGAAAAGAGACAUUGCAUACAUCAAGUUCAGCUUUUCUGACUCCUGUUUUUGCUGUUGAUCCAAAAGAAAGCAAAACACACAAUUUAAAGUACUUUCCAAUUCUAUGUUUAUGAAUAGAUUUCCAGACAAUAGUUUGUUGCCCCAAAUAUAUUUGUAUGUGUAUAUUUCUCUCUUCUGAGGCACCGUUAUUUAAAAAACUAUUUAACCCUUAAAGACACAUGACGGAAAUAUUCCGUCAUGAUUCCCUUUUUUUAUUCCAGAAGUUGUGUCCUUAAGGGGUUAAAACAGGUGCCAAAAAUUGCACAGCAUAUUCAAGAUGUAAUCUUACCAGAAAUAAAUCUUAAGGAAAUAUAUUAAGAGUAACAUGAUAAACCAUUGCAGAAUUCUAACUAAUUACCAGUAGUUUCAUAAACAGGCAAAACAUGAUGUAAUCAAGUGUGCAAGCAAAUGCAAGCCUCCUUACGUAUCCAUACAAGCUGUAAAAUAAAAAUGAUCCCUUGUAUUUAGAUCACUGUUAACUAGUUUUCUUUUGUUCUUCACAGAAUUUUAAUUUUGGGAAAACUAAACAACUUGGUGAAAGAAUGGAUACGAGAAACAAGUGAAUUGAAGGUAAGUUAAAAACGUACUCUCUACCUCUGGCAUAAUUCAAUGUUACUAUAAAAACUGUUAGCUCAUGUAACCUCCAUGACAGUUGCCAUAGUCAAAGCUCAGCUUCAUCACCAAAAGAUUACCUUUUCUGGUGCUAGCAGAAAGUGUUAAGAAAAUACAACACUUAGAAUCAUUGUGUUUGUGUUAUCUAACGUUCUUCAUUACACUUGGAUGAUUAAUCUCUUGUUCACUCACAUACUAAUGUUAUCGGGUUUUCAUCUCUAGAAUCUGCCGCAGUCUGUCAUUGAGAAUGUUGGAGGAAAGAUUUUUACUUUUGGAUCUUACCGACUCGGUGUUCAUACAAAAGGUAAGAUAUGUUCUACAGGAACAUCUGUAUCUACAGGAAAAGUUCAGCUUAUACAUUUGUUAGUUUCUGAUCCCUUAGUCUCAAUCUUUUCCCAGUAUAGUAUCGUUGUGACCAGAGAUGCUAAAGUGAGGUUUGUUUUUCUGUCAGUGUAGGCAGUGUUCAUUGUAAUACUGUAACAAAUUUGGGUCCAUUUAAAAAUCAGUGCUGCAUUAAAAUUGAUUUUUUUGUAAUACAAUCAUAUUAAAUUAAAUUUCCCAUCUGUGAACAGUAAAAUUACAGAUGACUAAUAACCACAGCCCCUAUGUUCUUUAAAAUUCCGACAGUGCAGUAAAAAGGGAAACAACUUUUUUAACUUGUACAUGAAUUUGGGAAUGGGUUACUUUGCUCUUUUUACAUUGGCAUAAUUAAAUCUAAAGUUUUUCUGUUUAGGUGCUGAUAUUGAUGCUCUGUGUGUUGCGCCAAGGCACGUAGAUCGAAGCGACUUUUUUUCAUCGUUUUACGAGAAACUGAAACAACAGGAAGAAGUGAAAGACUUGCGGGUAUGUUUGUCACUUUUCCUUAUGUGUCUUAAGUAGAAUGCAUGUGUUUGCCUUUAUGGAAAUAACACAUUAAGCUUUUGACACCUAUUAACAGAAUUCUCUACUUACCGGUAAAUGCUCCUUUUUUGAUCAUAUAAAGCCCCAUUUCUUAAGCAACCCUUUCAAUUACUUGUAUCCAUUUCUUUUAUAUGGUAAAUUCAGUUGGCUUAACCCCUUAAGGACCAAACUUCUGGAAUAAAAGGAAAUCAUGACAUGUCACACAUGUCAUGUAUCUUUAAGGGGUUAAACCUAGUGUUUGCUAACCAGAAUUAUAAUGUUAACAUCCAGGGUAAUCCAUAACUGGUUUUAUGUGCUACUAUUUGAGUAGUGCUAUAAGUAGUUCUUUGUUCAUCUGUGUGUUCCAAUGUACUUAAUUUUGUGAGCUUUUUUAAAGAAUGGGUUGAAUUCCAAGAAAAUAUCCAAAAGUGUUGGUAAUGUUUCUUAUACAUCUCACUUUUUUCCCCCAGGCUGUAGAGGAUGCUUUCGUACCUGUGAUCAAGCUGUGCUUUGAUGGAAUUGAGGUAAUCUAUUUUUUUCCUUUGUACAAUUGUUCUGAAUUUUACUUGAAAUAAGAUAACCAGACUGAAUAAUGGGAUGGUGUGCUACCAUGUUAUACUUUAAAGGAGCAUUCAAAGUGACUUCUGUACAGAUUAUCAUUUGAUUGGUAUUAAAUGAUCUUUACUGAUACGUAAACUUUUACAUCUGUUCACACAAACAUUUUACAUUUAAUGAUUUUGUUCAAAUCCGACUUCCUUUUGAUUCCAGAAAAAAUUAAAUAAAUUCCCAACACACUGUACUCUUAUCACUGCAAUAACAAUCUGAAUUACUUAACAUUGGCUAGUUGGUCUAAUGAUAUUGAUUAGUUCUCAAAUUAUGAUUCUGUAUUGUAAUAUUUUUCUAGUGGACUUUAACAAUCUAUAUUUAUGAUUGCCUUCUUAUCUGUGUUUCAGAUUGAUAUUCUCUUUGCCAGACUUGCACUACAGACUAUUCCAGAGGACCUAGACUUGCGUGAUGAUAGUCUUCUCAAAAACCUGGAUAUAAGAUGCAUUAGAAGUCUUAAUGGUAAAUAUUGCCAUUCCUAAAUGUAUAGGGGCAGCUUUUUUUCCUUUGCAUGUGUUUCCACUCUACAUUUAGCACAAUCUCUUCUGAAGGCUGCUUGUGCUAGUUAAAUUUAUUCACAGAAUAAUACAUAUCUUUUUUUUCUUCUUUUUCUAUGGCUUUCGAUAGAUUAAUACAAAUUGUAGCUGGAGGAUAAAAAAAUCUCUAAAAGCACUUGUAACUUGUUCUCAUACUAGUGUAUGGGGGAGGGGGAGGGAUAUUUGGGCAACUGGACAUUGGACAUAUGCGUUUUUAUUAAUAUAUUUAAUUGUAUUGUGCCAAAUAUUUUACUUUAAUGUUUUUUUUUCCAUCUUCAGGUUGUCGGGUGACAGAUGAAAUUCUUCAUUUAGUACCAAACAUAGACAACUUUAGGUUAACUUUGAGAGCAAUUAAACUGUGGGCCAAACGUAAGUCAGCUGAAGUUUAAAAAAAAAAAAAAUAAAGUUUUUUUUAAUGAAAAUGUCGGUGGCUGGUGAUUUGGAAUUGUUAUUAAACAUUGUCUCUCUACUCCUGUGUAGGCCAUAACAUAUACUCAAACAUCCUAGGAUUUCUUGGUGGUGUGUCAUGGGCGAUGUUGGUAGCCCGAACCUGUCAGCUAUAUCCCAAUGCAAUUGCUUCAACACUUGUGCAUAAGUUUUUCUUGGUAUUUUCCAAAUGGUGAGUUUGAAAGAUUAUCUAUCAUUUGAAACCUAGAACCUAGUUCAUUCUACGAUCAUUACGUUUUAUUUACACUGCAGGCAACGAAUGGAAUAAGAUUUUCAUUUAUAUUGUUUGACUAUAGCCAUGAAUACCAUUCAAUGUUCACUGUCAACAUUUUACAGUGACAAGCAGCGAAUAAAGUUUUAAUUGUGUUUUUAGCAUUGUAGUAAAAUGUCUUUUAGUAAGACAUUUUGAGAAACACAGGUUCCUCUUAUACUGACAGCUGCAUCAUUUUUUUUAUUGACAAGCCCUGUUCUUUUAUAAAUUUGUUGUCUAAGUCAAUGUUUUUUGGUUUUUUUUUCUUUGUAGGGAGUGGCCCAACCCUGUGCUGCUGAAACAGCCCGAGGAAUGCAAUCUCAAUUUGCCAGUGUGGGACCCACGGGUAAGUAAAUGUGAUCAAUAACAGCUUUACUAUAACCACAUUAACUAUAGAAGUCCAUAGUAAUGGCCACAUUAACCUUAUUAUAAAUUCAUAUAUUUGUAUCUGUGUAUUUUUAAGUCUGUAUGCGCAUAAGAUCUAUAUGGAACAAGAAACAAUCAUCUCAUAACCAUAUAUAUAUAUUUUUUUUUAACUGAUGAAGACUGUGUGCAUGUAAUAUCUAACAGAGUGUGUCUUAACACAGGUGAAUCCCAGUGAUAGGUACCACUUGAUGCCUAUAAUUACGCCAGCCUACCCUCAGCAGAACUCUACCUACAAUGUGUCUGUGUCUACACGAAUGGUUAUGGUCGAGGAGUUCAAACAAGGUAUAUAUGCUGAUUUUAUAUUAGUACAGGUCAGCCACAAAUGAUUUUUGUUAGUUUAAUAAAUACAGUGAGUUAUAGUACACAUUUGAUGGCAAAAUUGCAGCAAAUGUAAAUCAUGUGUAAGAUAUACCUGUUUCCAGGCCUGUAAAUAGCAUUACUGUAUUGCUACACGUGGUGUGCAUGCAUGUCAGUGAUUGGCAAUUAAUUACUUUUGACCUCUAGAUUGCAGUGUACCAAUGUAAUGAUUGUAAUGUGUCAAGACAAAUUAAUGAAAAGCUCUUUAGCAUGUUUCCAUCUUGCAGUUGGCUGUAUGCUCUCUUUUUCUAAUAUUGGAUGGAUUGCCUUAUUUCCCCUCACAUACAUUUUUUUAAAUUUUUUUUUGCUUUUACAUUUUUCAGGUCUGGCAAUAACAGAUGAAAUCUUGCUGGGUAAAGCAGACUGGUCGAAACUUUUUGAAGCUCCCAACUUCUUUCAGAAAUACAAGUAUGUAUAUUACAAACUGUGUAAUGUUUUGCGGCAGAACAAAUGUAAAAUCCGAAAUAACAAUUGAUUGUUUUUCUUUUUAAAGGCAUUAUAUUCUGCUUCUUGCAAGUGCUCCGACAGAAAAACAGCGUCUUGAAUGGUAAGCAUAUAUAUUUAUGUAAACAAGAACUAAAACAAAACAUUUUACAAUUCUGGCUUCGACAUGGCCAUUGAGAUAGGUACUCAAAGCAAAAUCUGAUUCAAAUGUAUCUUUACCAUAUUUCGUGCUUUGUAUGUAUUUACUGAUUAUUUGAAUUUUUUUUGCAGGGUUGGUUUAGUGGAAUCCAAAAUUCGUAUUCUCGUUGGAAGUUUGGAAAAGAAUGAGUUUAUAACACUUGCUCACGUUAACCCUCAGUCCUUCCCAGCACCGGGUGAAAAUCCAGAGAAGUAAGGCACCGUUCUCACCUUUAUUGCUGUCUGGUUAAAUCUACUGGGCCUGAAUGUGCACCCCCCCCCCCUUAGCUUAAUUGUCGUUGCUCUAUUCCAUUAUUGAUUCAUUAAAGCAUAGCCUCUUGUCUUGUGAUUUCUGAUGACCUUCAGUUUUCCACUUUACAAAGUUUAGAACAGUAUCCAUUGACUAAUGCUGCUCCCUUAUGGGAUUGUACACCUUAUUGUAGACAUUGCAAAUUACUGUGAUAAAUCCUGUUUAAUGAGGCACUUAGUUAAAAGACCAUUACACUUUUGUCAAAUGUAAUCAUUUAACAAUGACUUCAUGAUCCCCCAAUUUAUGCUGUCCACUGAAGAGGUCUGUGAAAAGGAGCUAGUGAAACAUAACUAAAAUAUAAGUGUUAAUAUACUCAGCAUUUAAGAUUACUUUUUGUUCUCCUUUAUGUACAAGUUAUUUAAUGUUCUAAAUCUAUAUCUAUAGAUUCUAGAUUACCUAUACCUUUUAUUCCACAUGUGAAAUACUCAUCAUGCCCACAGGCCACUAACCACAGAUAAAGAUUAGUUACCCAGAUUAGCUGUCACUUAUUUAACAAAUCAUUCUGUAGAAUUGCGGUAGUAUUGUAAGUAAAACUAAUGUAAAUUAGCUUGUAGAGGGCAAGACUUGUCCAUCUGUCCAUUUAGGAUGUAAUAGCAGAUAUUUGUUCUCUUUUCAUGACAGUUGUCUAACCUUUUGCAAAUCUCUUUUUUUGUGCAGGGAAGAAUUUCGAACAAUGUGGGUCAUUGGACUAGUGUUUAAAAAGAUGGAAAACUCUGAAAACUUGAGUGUUGAUCUCACUUAUGACAUUCAGGCUUUCACUGACACCGGUAAGUAGUUUUGGUUAUUGCCUGGGAAACUGAUUUAGAUAAUGUUUUUUUAUGUUGGUCCAAUACAGAGAACAUUUGUGUAAAGUACUUUUUUUCCCAUCCCUCCCCUUUUGUGAAUCCUCAGUUUAUAGACAGGCAAUAAACAGCAAGAUGUUUGAAGUGGAUAUGAAAAUCGCUGCAAUGCAUGUCAAAAGAAAGCAACUCCACCAGCUUCUUCCUAACCACGUGCUUCCACGCAAAAAGAAGGUAACAUCCCUCGUAGAGUCUAUGCUUAAAAUUAUUAUUUUUUUAUAUAUAUACUUUAAAAUGUAUAAAUAUAAUCUAUAGUUUCGAUGGGUGGGAGGCUAUUUAGCAUAUUACUUUGUUUUUGUCAUUUUUUAUAGUGUGUAUGUUUGUUUUUUUAAUUAGUUUUUCUUUUUUCUUUCAUUUAAGCAUUCCACAGAAAACGUGAAGCUGGUUUCUAUGGGCGAUAGCCUUGAUUUAUCAUUGGACAGUGACAACAGCAUGUCUGUGCCUUCUCCCACCAACACAAGCAAGACCAGUCCAUUGAAUUCAUCUAAUUUAUCCCAAGGGUAAGAUACUUUUUAAGUACUAAGUAAAUCCUCAUUUAUUGGGGUGUUUGAGUAGAUGUGGUGGGUAUAACAGCGUAAAGGCUGUGUACUGAUUACUGUGUACUGUAGCACAAGAUUUAUUUUUUGAGGUUAAAAACAUCAUCAGUACAGUGUCAGCUGCUCUAGCAGAAUAUGGCAAUCAUUAAACAACUACUGACAAGCUCAGUUAUAGAUUUCUUGGGUUGCGGGUUCUUCCCCAUUGGGGACUGUGAUUAACUCUGGCCCAAAGAGAGGGGAAGCAGGGCUUUUGACGAUACAUGGCUUUUUAGUAGUGGGAAUUCAAGUGCAUUUAUCUCCUUGACAAGCUAGUAAUGUUCAUUCUAUCUACUUAUUCAGCAGAAACAGCCCAGCAGCACCUGUGACCUCUUCAGGGACCAGCACACCAGUUGCAGAAAUCCUUGUGCCACAAAACAGUUCCUCAGAGAAUUCAGGAGGUAAGCCUGUUUCUGCUUUUAAACUGUGCGUGAUUGAGAUCGCCAACGGCAGUUAGUGUGUGUUGGUUAGUUCACACUCAUACUUAAUUUGUGUAAUUCAUAUAGCUUGUACAACAAUGGUUUCCAGCCUUGAAGUUAUAAUCCACAUCUAGCAAGAUAUUGUGGGAAUUUGUGGCUAACAUGCAGCAAGGCUGCCAUUGUACCAGAUAAAAUUUGUUUCUGCAUAUUAUUGAGGUAAAACCUGUCUAGGGGCAUUCUGGUUAACUUAAUUAUAUAAUGGUUGGUAUUUUCUUUUUAGGUGGUAUAAAUGACAAUUUUCCUGAACCUGCCAUACACCCAAAUUCUUCAACACCAAAGAAUGUGAUGCCUCGUGUUAAUUCUACCAAUCGUUCGGUGAACCAAUCCCCAAAACUGGCUGGACGUGUCUCCCCAAAGAUGCAGAGUCCUGUUGCUGGUGUAAAACGGAAAUCAUCCCCCAUUAAAGAGGACAGCCCUAAAAAGAUAAAAACUGAAGAGGUACUUUAAUUGUUCGAAUUCAAAAACUGUACUAAAUCUUUAUAAUUUUGAUACAUUUCCAGGAUGAUACACCACCAGGGGGAAAUUUUUGGGGUAUCAAUUUACAGAUAUACUUACUAUAGUCUGGAUGAUAAGUAGUCUUUUACAUCACUUAAAGAUUUAUGUCAAGGAAUUUUAGAUGGAGCCGCUUAAACUAACUUGUGAUUUUUACAUAUCUGCUAACUGUACAUGUGUUUUUAUGCAGGAUGAAAAUGAUAGUGCUGCCAUGGAGAUGGAUGAAGCAAACAAAUCUGAAACCGAAGGAGUAAAGGUGUGGUAACUUUGAUUCAAAUAGGCUAAUCUUGUUGUUCAGUGUUUGACACUAGCUGACUGUACCCAUGGCGAACAUCUUUAAAGUUACUUCUUAAAUUAUGGGUUAGCUAUAUAAAGUGUUCACUUCAGUGACCAUCUGUUGUGUGUACAUUGAGAAACUAGUGGAUUUCAGUUGGAACAUUCCAUUGAUUACCAUGGCAGUUGUUUUUUUAAAAUUAUACAAGACCCCUUCCUGGUUUUGUCAGGCUAAACAUAUUGUUCAAAUUUAUAUAUCAAGCCAUCCAAACAAAACAAAUAUGUCUUAUUGGUGUAUGUUGACAUCUCUAGAACACUAUUAUUUUUGUUAUUUCAUCCACGAAGCAGUCGGACUGCAUUUUCUAUAUAAUUAGAAUCCUAUGAAAGACUUGGGGUUACUGGCUAAACAGAGUUGUACAGAAUGGACAGUAGAGUUUAGGCAUUAAAGACAUCACUAGAUGAAUGGUGCAUUUCCAACAUGGCUAUUUUGAACUCUGUAUCCUCACCAGAUUUAAUUUCACAUAGCUCCUUGUAUACACACAGUGUAUAUCAUGUACUCCAGUAAUGAGUGUAUUUUUACUGUUGGUAUUUCUGCUUUGCAGGAUGUAGAAGUUGAGACGAAAUCUACAUCUCCUAUCCCUGGUGUACUACCUUCUUCUCAGGUAUGAUUACAAUCUUCUCGUAUGUCUACAAGCAUGAGUCUGUUUUUAACUUAAGAUUUUUAGUAGUCUCCCUUCCCACUUGGUGUGCAUCUGCACUAUUUUACAGUAUGUAAUGAUUUUCUUUUGUGUCCUUUUGAGACAUACCAGUUACUCUUUUAGAGGAUUUUUUUUAUUUUUAUUCAAUUCUUAUCAUACUCUGAAGCAAAAUACUUUUCAAUAUUAGUAAGCUUUAUGUUCUUGUGAACAGAAGCAAAUAGGUGGGUUAGCGUCCUUGCACCUUAAAGAACCAUAGCACCAUAAACCAUUGUUUAAUGAAACGAUUAAGUAUUCCCUGUGAAUCAGUACCACUCUUAAUGCCAUUUUAGAUAUCCGCUUCUUGGCAUUUUCGCUAGACUUUGGCAUUUUGGAUUGCCAUACAAUAAAACUGUGCAGGUGCUACUUUCUUCAAUUUCUAUAAAAAAUGAGAACAUUCGCAAUUGCACAUUAGUUAAUGUAGGUUUUCCCACUAGAUGGCAGUCAUGUAUUAUCCACUGUUUCAUGCAUUACAACAAGGGAAUGCAAUCAGGCUUGUUAACUGGGCAUUGGUAUUUAAUCUAUUCUAAAAAAAACCCCGAAAUUUAGUAAAUUAAUGUACAUAAACAGUUAAUUAUUUGUAAUUAUUUUCUAAAGUACAAAAAUUGUCGGACCUACUUUGCUUUACAGCUUUGUGGUGCACUUAAUGUUUUUUUCCUACCUUCAUGAGCGUUGCAGAAUAUAGAAGCAUUUGUAGGUUUACUCUGCACACGUAAAUAGGAGUCCUUUCUUUCUUCCCCUUCAAAACAUGUAUCAACCACAUUUACAGGAAAAUACCACCGCUAUUUUGUGCAUUUUUGUAAUAUUUUUGUAACAGUUAUUGCAACAGAUCUCUGCAGGGCAUUUUAAAUUUCAAAGCGCCAUCACCCCUCUGCAAAUUCUAAUUAAUAAAGCUAAUUGAUCAUUUAGCCUACAUUGGUAAUUUUUUGUGCAUAUCUAAUAAUGUUCCCUACUGUCCACGAGCAGUAUUUUGUCUUUGUCAGUUGGCUGUAUUUAAUUGAAUCCAACAGGAACAACAUUGGUUGGUUAAUGGAGCAGAUGGUUUGAAUAGUCAGGAUUAGCAUACAUAGGAUGGCAGAGGCUUGUUUUCUUACAGCAUCCAUCCUUGUGACAGUAUGUUAACAUAACCCAUUGAGUGCCAACAGGGCAAGCUACACAUUGUAAUUAAAACAAUCGCUUAAAAGGGGACUAUGCUUCACAUGCAGGUGGCUCAUCGGGCUUCCUUCUACUCAGUUAUAGAAUUUAAUAUAAAUAUUGGAUUUAACUUCUAAACAUCUUUUGCAAGCUCACAAUAGGUUUUGUUUAGUUAUUGAUCUUUUCUUGUGUUUGAUUAGUCUCUGACAUCAUGCAAGGAGUCUGUUUCCUAGAGAGCACUUUGAUUCAUUUUGUAACUUGUGUUUUUUUUGUCUUUCAGCGAUCAACUAGUACAGACCUCUCUGACAUCCCUGCCCUCCCUGCAAAUCCUAUCCCGGUUAUCAAGAAUUCAAUUAAGCUGAGAUUGAACCGAUAAAGCCACUGCACACUUCCUCCUCAGGGUCCAUAGACAUUAACUAACAGUUCCACUGUUGUCUCCUGCAAUGGCUGAAUGCCAAAGGAUGCAGCAUUGACCGAAUAAGUUAAGGGUUUCUUUUACUGGUGUGUCAGUAUCUUUAUGGCACGUCUGAGUUAAUACGACAAACAUGUUUCUACAAAGUUCAUCUACUGGACUUAUCCAUUUAAAGUCAUGAGAUGGAAAUGAACUGUGUAUAUAUAUAAAUAUAUAUAUCUGUACUAAGCAUUCUGACCGAAAUGAUGGUUGAUGUACUUUUUUUUUUUUUUGGCGCAAAACGUUCAAUACACCUGGCCUAAAAUCUUUAGCUAAUGCACUUUUAUGUUUGUUUUUUUUCUUCUUUGUUUUUUUUAACUGUAAAAAAAGAUUUUAGACUUUUUUUAUUUUAGUUUAUUGUAGCUUCAUGCAGCCCCUGGAGAUGUUGGCAUAGCAUAUUGGAUCACAAAACUAGAUGUUGAGUUUUGAUAUAUGGUGGCAAAAUGGAAGUAGAAUCUGAGAAAUUUCGUCUGAACAGCUUGAUCAAUACAAAAUCAUAAAACGUUAAUUUUGUUCUUUAUUUUAUUUUUUCUUUCUCCACUCCUCUUCCCACUAUGAGCAUGUGUUCAGUAAUGGUUAAUUUUCAAGGUGUCGAUGGGUUCUAAAGAUUAGUGGCAGUGUUGUUUAAAUCACCAUUAGCUGCUCUCCUCAAUUUCAUUUUGGGCUUUCACACAUAAACCUUAAAUAUCAAUAUUUGUUUUUUUGUUAGGAAGCUCUUUCCGCAAAAUUGCUUUGUGAUAUUAUUAGCAAAAUUAGUUAAGAAUGAUCUGGUAUACAAUGUGCCUUUGUCACAAGCCUCAUAACAAACAGUCACACACUCUUCUAUAUUUGCAACCAUGGGUCAUGUGAUAUUUAUUUCAAGUUAAAGACAAUACUUCUAGUCAAUCUUUAUAGGUAGAACUUUAGAUUAGUAGUGAAAGAAUUGUUUUAAAUUGUGAUCUUAUAACCCAACAGGGAAAAUGUGUACACGUAAGGUUAAAUAAUUUUUUUUCCCAUCAACUCUUAUUGCAACAUGUGGGAUUUGCAAUUCAUAUAAAGAUUUUUUAUUUUCAGUUUUUUUAUUUUAAAGUGCUCACUUUGUUUUAUCACAUCAGCCCCUUUUACUUUUACCUAAUCACAUUACUACAGCCACCAUCUGUUUGCAUUGCUGCAUACAAACAUUGGCUUUCAAAAGAGAUUUAUUUUACCAUUUGCAUUGGGAUAACCAGAAAGCAAGUAGAGAUAUUUGCUUAAUUUCUACAGCUAAGCGAUUUCUUUCAUGAUGUGCGAAAAGCACUUAAUUUUUCUCUUAACUCUUUCCUAGUCUAACAGUUAUUUAUUAAGACUUAUUGGGAAAUGUUUGGGUGGUUUUUUUUUCUCCCUAGCCUGAGCAAAUAGUUCAUAGAUAAUCACCUUUGCUUCUAUAUCCUUAGUCUCCCCUCAUAGCAUCACACUCCCGUAUGCAGGUAUACACAAACAACCACACAAGUUAUUGUCCAGUUGUUUUCUUUGAUUUUUAGCGUAAUAUUGCCAGGCACAAAGUUUGUCUAGACUUAUGUUUACACCGCAAUGUCUUUGUUCCAUUUGUUUAUAGUAAUUACUGUUUUGUUUUUUUUUUGGUUUUUUUUUUGGAGAGAUGGAUAACUUGGAUUUUUUUUUUUUCUCUGACCCUGUUAGUGAUUUUUAAUUUUAACCCUUCGAGUGCUGGGUGUAAGUUGGGCACAUCUCUGGCACUCAAGUGUUAACUCUAGUUCCCCCUAACCUGAAGAUCAGACUGUUGCUUAUGCAUGAUGUACGUUAUCGUCUCAUGACUGGAGUUUUCCUUUGUUUUAUAGUACCUGUAUUCCUUGUAUUUUUCAAAAGCUAUUUUGUAAAGAGAUGUAUUUCUCCAUUGAAAAUAAACAAUAAACUGAACAAU